Anneissia japonica is the source of this 2715-nucleotide messenger RNA. RefSeq names its product nucleolar complex protein 4 homolog B-like. Lineage: Eukaryota; Metazoa; Echinodermata; Crinoidea; Comatulida; Comatulidae. Gene Ontology annotation, biological process: ribosome biogenesis. Gene Ontology annotation, cellular component: small-subunit processome; Noc4p-Nop14p complex; nucleolus. The record is from RefSeq and is a predicted model, not a curated record.
UAAAAAUGGCUGCGCCCAUGGAAAGUCGUGACACCAAGAAACUAUUUUUAAAAGACAUAAAUACUAAAAUUGAACAAUCAUUAUCGGGAAGAGAGAAUUCUAAUUAUAUAAUAGAUAUAUUAAAGCUCACUCAGGAAUCAGAUAAGAGAAUUGUCUCAGCAGCUAUCAAAGGACUCGGCAGGGUGUUUACUGUCCUGCUUGCGCGAGAGGAAAUGGUCUUAACAGAUAACAAUGAAGGUGAAAAGAAAUAUAAACAGUGGUUGCAAGAAAGAUACAAGGACUGCAUUAAAUGUCUCACUGAUGUGAUUGCCAGUAAAGAUACCAAAUCAGUCACUCAGGAGUUGGCUAUGUGUACAGUAAUCAAACUGCUGGAAGCUGAGUCUAGGCAUCCACUUAAACACACUCAAAAUUUGCAGUACACUUUCCCAAGGUCACCAUUGGAGAAAUUAUUGACGUGUUUGUUGUCAUGUACAAAUGACUUCAGCCAUCUUAUGGUCAGGUUUCAGGAAUACUUAGAAUAUGAUGACAUGCGUUAUUACACCCUAGAGGUUGUCAGUGGAAAGAUACGAGAAAUGAAUUGCAGAAUGCAAAAAGUGGAACAUGGACAGAGAAAGGUUGAAGAAGAGAUGUUUUGCAAGAACACUCUGUGUUUACUGGAGCAGGUUACCAUGCCAGAAGAGGACACUUUGAUCAAUUUUUUAACUCCACUACCUCCUGAUGAUGAAGAGAUAAGAGCAACACAGUUAAAGGAGCAACGUAAAGCAUUUUCAAAUGCAUGGCUGUCCUUUCUUCUGCUGUCCCUCCCUCUACAUGUCUAUAAGAAAGUUCUUUUUAUGAUGCAUGAUAAGAUUAUACCUAAUAUGAGCAGCCCGGUGAUGCUGACUGAUUUUCUCACUGCAUCAUACAAUAUUGGUGGUGCUAUUAGUCUGCUAGCCCUCAAUGCUAUAUUUAUCUUGAUGACACAACAUAAUCUAGAAUAUCCUGAAUUUUACAAGAAAUUGUACUCAUUAUUGGUGCCAUCAAUAUUUCAUGUUAAAUACAAGGCCCGCUUCUUUUAUCUUGCUGAUCUUUUUCUGUCGUCUUCGCAUUUGCCAGCAUAUCUAGUCGCUGCCUUUGCAAAGAAAUUGUCGAGAUUGGCAUUAACUGCACCACCUCCGGCUGUAAUGCUUGUCGUUCCAUUCGUUUGCAACUUGAUCAAACGACAUCCAACUUGCAAGGUGCUUAUAACCAGACACUCCGAACCAUUAAAAGAUGACCCAUUCCUGGUGGAGGAAAUGGAUCCUUCCAAGUGCAAGGCACUGGAGAGCUCCCUCUGGGAACUAGAGACCUUGAAGUUACACUGCCCUAAUGUGGCCACAUCAGCUGGAAGUAUUUCAAGACCAUUCCCUAAGGUGGAAUGGGACUUAACCUUAAUUCUUAUUAUUUUUCAGAUGUUUUUCACUGAAAUUAAGAAGAAAGUGCGACAUGUCCCGCUCGAGUUUGAGCCACCGUCUGGCUUGUUUGCAGGCAAAAUGGAUAAAUUCCACACGUACUGGCUUAUUGAGUGAAGCUGUAUCAUGCUUUUGACUGAAAUUAUAAGCAUUUUUUUUAUCUACCAACAAAAAGCAAUGCUCUACCCAUUUACCUACUGAGAUUGUGAAUUUAGUUUCAUUUACACUGAAUCUAAAGUUUCGGUCGGAAAGCCUACCAAACAGAUCAGAAAAUUUAAUCAGCGUGUAAAAAUAGGGAUACUGGCGUAUUGGAAACAUGGUCUGCUUGGAUCCGCUUAAGCUUGCUACUGAUUCUUGCAGUAUGACUGACAUUUUUUUAGUUGUCCAUCAUAAACAUGGACACGCUUUUGAAACUGGUAGAAUGGACCUUUCGCUAAACCCUGCCCCUUGCAUAUUGUUCCUAAGAUCUCACAAGACGACAGUGUAAACAAAUAUGUAAACAUGUGCGUUUGUGGGAUACUCACUUAUUCCUGGCAGUCUUCUGAUUGGUCAGUUAAGUUUGAUUGACAGUCUGGAAAGUUCCAUUUCCAGACACCAACCCAGGAACAGAAUUUUUUUUUAUUCACAAAAUCCUAUUCAAUUCUUUUUUCAACGCAUGUCAAACAAUUUUGCAAACAUGCAUUUGUCAGCUUCCUAGAAUUAUAUCAAGGCCAAGCCUGAGAGAAACAAAAUAUAAGUCAGCUUUUAUUUUGCAGAGUGGCCUAAAAUGCUUGAAUGAGGUUUAAAAAUUGGAUUCAUUAACUUUUGAUUUCAGCCCCGAGGUUUUUAUCAACCAAAAUGCAUGGGGAUUAGUUAUGGUUGGCUGUUAAAAACUAGAAUUAGGCCUAGGCCUAUAGUAACAAAAAUGCUUGAGAAAUGUUAAUAAUUUACAUAAUUUGGAUUUAAUAAAUAUACCUGGCAACAUCUUUCCAGAGUUUUUUUUUGUAAUUUACUAUCUUGUUUGCCAAUGCAGCCUUCCAGUUUUUAUAUACUGUACCUGUAUAUGAAUGCACAUACAUAUACUGUACAUGCAUAUAUUUACCUUGAUUAUUAAGUAGUUUAUAGUCCCAGUCACACCAUUUGUAAUUAUAAUUCUGUGGCUACCAGUUAACUCUUUCUAAUCCCCAGCUAGACAUAAUAUUAUGCCAACAUUUGAUCAUACUGUUGUAUAUCAGUCGUGGUGAUGAACACCUGAUGACAGGUAGAAAUAUUCUUGUUUAAAUAAAAUAGUGUUCUAAAAAGUCUA